Rhagoletis zephyria (snowberry fruit fly) is the source of this 1294-nucleotide messenger RNA. The record is from RefSeq and is a predicted model, not a curated record. Lineage: Eukaryota; Metazoa; Arthropoda; Insecta; Diptera; Tephritidae.
AUGUUCAACCUCGACGUAGCAGAGUGGAAGCGAGUGCGUGCCAUCUGCUCGCCCAUUUUCACCAGCGGCAAAUUGAAAGCGAUGAUCCCGUUGAUGGACCGCUGCAUUGACAAUCUGCUGUCGUACAUUGACUCCAAGAUUGAGGAGAGCGAAAGGCCUGGCUUCAUCAAUGUCAAGCAGACACUGUCCGGUUUUUCGAUUGACGUAAUAGCAGCCACUACUUUUGCAACCGACACUCACGCCAAUGGAGUCCUUAACAAAAAAGGUGUUGAUAGUUCUGAAGCAUCUGAUAAGAAGACCUCUGACUUUGUUCACUACGGAACGUCCAUUUUCAAGGUUCCACCGCUGAAGGUGGCCGCCGCUUUGUGCCUCCCUCGACCACUUCUCAACCUUCUGGGCAUCAGCACCUUUUUCUCUGAAGCGUCUUUUGAAUUUCUGAUUAGCCUAUCACGAAAAAUCUUCCGCAAGAGACAAAGCUCUAAGAGCAAGCCGGCUGUUCCCGAUCUAAUUCAGUUGAUGUCGGAAAACUUUACCACCGAUCAGGCGUUAAACAGUAGCGGCUACGAUCAUCUGACGGCAAGCAUGGACCAUGAACCAGAAGAGCAGGAGAAGAGCACGGUUCUAGAGAGUAAAAGCAGCGGCUUUUCUCAGAAUGGUUCAAAACCAAACUUUAGUUCAAAGCGGAUGCUCGAUGAAAAUGAAAUUCUUGGCCAGCUUGUGCUCUUCUUCUUUGCCGGCUUUGAAACCACCGCUUUCACUCUGACCACUGCCCUCUUUGAGCUGGCCCACCAGCCGGAAAUUCAGGAGCGCCUCUACUGCGAGCUGACCUCCUUUUCUGAUAAGUUUAACUCUAACAAAGAGGAGUACUACGAUCAGCUGCUGAAUCACGCCCCCUACCUUGCGGCGGUCAUCAAGGAAACCCUUCGAAAGCACCCAAACGUCGUCCGUCUGGAGCGACGCGUCUCGGCGCCUGAGGGCGCCACCCUGGGAAAGGUUCACCUCGAUCAGGACGUCCUCGUGGAGGUGCCCAUUCUGGCGGUGCACCACAACCCCAACUUUUACCCCGAGCCGGAGCUCUACAAUCCCGAGCGUUUCAUGCCCGAAAACAGGGACCGUCUGGUUCCCUACGCCUAUCUGCCCUUUGGCGGCGGACCUAAAAAUUGCCUCGGCAUGCGUUUUGCCUACCAGGAGAUGAAGCUCUGUCUGGCUCGGGUGCUCUCCCGGUACCGCUUUAGCCUGGCAGCGGACACGCCCACACGGCUCAUCUACGCCAAGGGCGCCCAACUGUUGGUCU